This is a messenger RNA of Closterium sp. Naga37s-1, 1368 nucleotides long. NCBI's taxonomy places the organism in Eukaryota, Viridiplantae, Streptophyta, Zygnematophyceae, Desmidiales, Closteriaceae. The record is from the annotation of a GenBank genome assembly.
AUGAGAUCGCGCCGCGGCUCGCGGCGCGAUGCGAAUAAAGGCGGAGUGGUGCCGAUCCGCGCGCUCGACGCAGCACAGCCGUUCGAUUACGAGCAUCGACAGAAGCGGCAGCUGGAAGAGAAAGGCAGGCUGAACAUCGGCAUUUUGGGGUUCGGCAAUUUCGGGCAGUUCUUGGCGCGUCGCUUCGCGCGCCACGGGCACCGUCUGACAGCGUGGUCGCGGUCCGACUACUCGCAGGUCGCCAAGCAAAUGGGCGUGCGGUUCUUCACUGACAUGGACGAUUUCUGUGAAGAGCACCCAGACGUCGUCCUGCUGUGCACGUCCAUCAUCUCAAGCGACUCGCUGCUGCGCUCGCUGCCACUGCAGCGCCUCAAGCGCAACACGCUCUUUGUGGACGUGCUGUCCGUCAAGGUCUUCCCCAAGAUGCUGCUGCUGCAGGUGCUCCCCCCCGAGUUUGACAUCCUCUGCACGCACCCCAUGUUCGGGCCGGAGAGCGGCAAGGGCUCGUGGGAGGGGCUGUCGUUUGUGUUCGACCGCGUGCGCAUCACCCCAGGGGAGAGGGCGGAGAAGGCCGACCGUUUCCUGCAGAUCUUCCACGGGGAGGGGUGUCGCAUGGUGGAGAUGACGUGUGAGGAGCAUGAUAAGUAUGCAGCAGGCACGCAGUUCGUCACCCACACUGUGGGCAGAGUGUUGGGCAAGCUAGGCCUGGAAAGCACACCCAUAAACACCAAGGGAUACGAGACACUCCUCAACUUGGUGGAGAACACGGCAGGGGACAGCUUCGACCUUUACUACGGGCUUUUCAUGUACAACACCAACGCCACCGAGGAGCUGCAACGGCUGGAGAUGGCAUUUGAUGCAUUGAAGAAGCAGCUACUGGAUCAGCUGCACGACGUGCUGCGACUGCAGCUCUUCGGCAUGCCCCCUUCUGCCACCGCCCUCCCUUCCUCCUCCCCUCCCUCCUCCUCCUCUCGCUCCUCUCUCCCCUCCUCGCCCUCCUCACUCACCUCCCCAGUACCCCGCUCGCCCACGUCUGAACAAGCCCUUCCCACACGUCCCCGCCGGCCGUCAUUCCCUUCACCCGCCUCUGGCGAUGUGACACGAGGCACUGGUAACCGCAUUAGCAGUGGUAACAGCAGUGGCAGCAGCAGUAGUGGGUCUGAGUCAGAGGGUGAGGAAUGGAGGCCAAAGGGGUCGGCACAUAGCCAAGUGUUUGUGGAUCAGGAAGUGCCGGGUGGGGUUGUGAUUGAUGGUGCUUCUGCUGCGGUGUAUUCGUUUGGGGAGAGCACGGAGAGCAGUGAGAGUGAGGAGGAGAGUGGUGGCAAUGGCGAAGGGGAGGUGGCAUCGUCACAGGCACGGAGGAGAUGA